AGUUGUUCUUUUAUAUACUGAUAAAAUUCUUGCUGUAUGAGGACGCAUCUUUGCUAGUCCUGUGCUGGUCACUGAUCAGACAGUAUGUCGAAAUAUGUCUGCUGAGAGAAGACACGUCUGGAGAAUAGACCUGAAUGUACGCUACAUUAAUUUUGCCGAUGACAGAAAUAUCAUAGAAAGUGAAUUGUACAGAACGAGGUCAAUAUGAAUCUCUAGUCGCCGCCGUGCGCCUGCGCCCGUCUCAAGGAUUCAAGAACAAGUGACCAUCAAGGAGGACCAUCGAGUCAUUGAAAUCGAGAACAGGUGUAUCCGGACACCUUGCGCACUGAAAGUAAAAAAAAAAUCUUCAAUGUCCCACUGCAAAAUGCCGCGCACUCGGCAGGCAAUCGAUGACACGUGUUGCAGACGACACGACGGCUAGAUCUUGAGCACGUUCUGAUUCGUCUUGAGCACAAUGGCCCAAGUGGGCGCGAGCAGCAGCGACGAAGAGGAUAAGCAGAGAGCGAGGGAGGGCGAACGGGAACGAAGGAGAGAAAAGGAGAGAGGGAGAGUUGCUGAAGAGCAUCGUUUACAUGGCGCUACGCGCUCCAAUGAGUGCAUCACGUCUAAGACCUCGAAGACAACGUGACGACGCUCGCCACCUUCUUCUGCCGCGUUCCCAUAGUAGGUGCACGAGGUGCACGGCGAGAUGACAAUAGCGCGACACGUAUGUGCACGUCGAUAGACCGUUCUUGACGCGCGAAACCGGUUCCAGCCGAAUCGCCACACUUCAAAGGCUAAUGCUGAAGCAGCGAAAAGGCGUGCGAGUGAAAGUGAAGUAAUCGAAGGGAAUACGCAAGCGAGCGAGCUGGCGGCCUAGUCACGGGAACGUCUCUCGCGUCCUCUUCUUCCGCGCACCGGGAACAUGAUCGUGGAGACGCGUUCGUUAUGAAGCCUCGUCUCAUUAGCUCGCUGACAGUCAGCUAACCUAAAUCGCGCGACAUCAUAGUCGAUCACGACGACAAGGCGUGACGGUGAACAGAGUCUCUUCGGUGAACAGAGUCUCUUCCAUCUCUUCGCACUAUGGUCGACAAGUUUGGAGAUGUGUGCAGGCUGUGUCUGGAGAAGAGGGACGAGAUGAUGCCGAUCUUCGGCAACGAGAGCAUGCAGCGCAAGGUGCCUCAUAAGCUGCGCGGUUGCCUGCCAGUGUUGGUCUACCGAACCGACCCAUUGCCGAAACAGAUCUGCCAGUUUUGCGCGGCCAGGCUAGACGACGCUUACGAGUUCCGGGAGCGUUGUCUGGACGUCUUCAAGAAAAUGUUCAACAUACUACUCAAGUCCAAACAGACUGAAUCGGUGCGGGUAUUUUUGGACGCGAUGACGAACUCACAAGACCCAUGCCAGGCGCAACUGUACAAAAAAACAUCCAGAGCACCACCGCCUUUGGUACCUUUGCCAAACUCACUGCCACUUGACAAUUCAUUGGCUCCAGUCAACCAGAUUAGUCAAGACCAGCUACAGAACACCUGCAUAGAGAGCCUGCCCGAAUUACCGUGCGAGGUGGAGAUCAAGGAAAUGACUGCGGAUACAAAUCUGAAUGACCAGAUCGCUGCUUGUGAACCAGCGAGUAAAAGGCCCAAGUGGUUGGAGACAUACAGCACAGGUAUGCGAACAGCAACAAAUACAGUUCCUACAUUUGGCAUGGAAGAGGAGCAGGCGUUCUCCAAGGCGGAAUACCAAGCGAGAAAGGAGGAAAAACGCACGAGCAUCUUGGAACAGGCGUUGACUGGUAAUCUCACGUUGAACAAUAUGGCAAAGAACAAUCUAACGGUGGGUCAUCGACAGAGACUACACACCAAGGCGAUGUUAACUUCUGAAUGGUGGUGUGCGCCAUGCAACAGAUAUUUCAAAUCAAGGGAGAGUUUGGUGAAACACAUGCAAGUGCUUUGUCCGCGGGAAUUUACUUGCAAAAGAUGCUCCAUGUCCUUCGAAUCCGUGGAGCUCUUGGCGAGACAUGAAGCUGAAAUUCAUCUGGAAGUGAGAUUGGGCUCAGUAGAAAACUUGAACGAUUGCGACCAGUGUGAUCGACAAUUUCUAAACUGGAGCAUGUUGAGACAGCACAGAUUGUGCUAUCAUUUGGCCGAAUUGUCUGAGUUUUUUGAUGGAGAUACACGGUGUUCAUUAUGCAAUAGGUUCUUUCCUACUGUACGAGCUUAUCAAGACCAUAUGCAGUUGCAUCAAACGAACGACAACUUGGUAUUACCACAAAGACCAUUUUCUGCAGAGCCUACAUUUCCAUCAAAAGUAGCGGAACGAACGGGAGAAGUUAAAAGGAUAGAUCCAUUCUACGAAAACGCGAAAUCCCUCACGUGUCCUACAUGCGGAAAAGUUUGCACAGCGCAAAGCGCGCUAUCGAAUCACAUGCGCACUCAUAAGCCGAAGAAAUAUAAAUGCAAUUUUUGCGGCCGAUUGUUCGGGCUUCUUAUACGGCUAGCGGCGCACAAAAUGUCGCAUGACAAGCAGGCGGAGGUAUCGCCAGUAAUGUCGGCAGUCGAGCAAGAAGAGGCAUUAAACGCUGAGAGGGAAGCGAGGGAAGCGAGAGAAGCCAGAACUCGCGUCAAUAAAAGAUCCUUUUCUGAGAUGAUGGAGAAUCGCGAUACUUCACCGGAAGAUGAGCCUGCUGAGUUUAAAAAGAUAGCAAAAUGCGGGAUCUGCUCGCAAUGGUUUGGCGACCAUACGACGAUGCUGACGCAUCUCCAGACGCACUCGGACAAUUACAAUUGCAGGAACUUCACGUGCCAUGUUUGUAAAAAAUCGUUUAAAGAACAAUGGCAGUUUGUCAGGCACGAAGCGAGUCAUAAACGCGCCGAUAAAGCCGCAUACACUUGCAACAGUUGCAAGAAGUCCUUCAUGGAUAAGUCUCUGUACAAGGAACAUCAGAAGACGCAUAUGGUGAAGCAAACAUAUCUCUGCGCGAAAUGCAAUAAGAUCUUCUUCAAAGAAGUAUCACUGCUCACUCAUCAAUGCACAGGCGCGUUAGAGAAGAGAGCCGCUGCGGAAUCCGUGCAGAAAACGUCGACCCACGACAGCAAUAAGAGACACAAACGGGACGCGUCCUUCUCGUCGCCGUUGCCGUUGCGAAACUCCCACAUGAGGAUGCACAACAACGACGCAUACGGCAAUAACAUGACACAACAGCGUGAGAUCAAAAUCGAAACAGACGACGAGUCGAUGCCAAAAUUGAGUCCAGAGAUCUUGGAGUACAGCGUGCCUCCCAUCAUUGAACCCAGAAUCGAGAUCAGCGAGCAAAGCGCGCCCCCGCCUUUCAAACGGACUCUCAUCAAGACAACUAAUGGAUAUCGGUGCGGCGUGUGUAAAUCGCCGUUCGUGUCGAGGGAUCUAGCUGUGGCGCAUUUGAGGUCAGCGCAUCCGGUAAUGCCCUAUCAGUGUCCUUAUUGUAAAAAACGCUUUACGACGCAGUACAUGUUCACUCAUCAUAUCAAGACCGAGCACCCCGAUGAACCCGAAAAAUGAAGACCAUUCGUACUUUUAGCUGCAUGAACCGAUCGAAGAUGUAUCACGAUAUGUGCCUCGUACUAUACAUGAGGGUGCAUCUCUCAUAGUACAUGCAUGCAGGGCGUUCAUCAAAGGAACUUCAAAUCAUGAAAUGAAAUUUACGGUGAACACCCUGUAUAUAUAGUAUAUCGGACUUUGACUCCAAGGCCGAGAUCGAUGUGUCGUUUUGUUCACAAAUGUUGAACAGAGGAGUCCUCUAGUGCGUAACCGCAAGCGCGUAAACGUUGAAAUGUUUGUUGUAUGCGAGGCUAUUGAUGCUAGUACUUACGCUGAUGAACGUGCCUGUACAAGUGCUUUGUUUUAGUGUUAUUGUAAUACGAACGCGCGGCUAGUCGCGUACAGGGAGUGAGAACGUGUUUCUAGAACGACGGUAAGGCAAAUUUAAGGCGUAUUAUUUGUAAAAACAAAAAUUUAGAUAGUUACAUAAAGGUUUGGUCGGCCACUGAACGACCGAUAGGAGAUUUUAGUUACAUAA
Molecule: messenger RNA, 4030 nt
Organism: Odontomachus brunneus
Lineage: Eukaryota; Metazoa; Arthropoda; Insecta; Hymenoptera; Formicidae
Product: zinc finger protein 667-like
Exons: 9
Coding region: 1063-3513 (816 amino acids)
Cellular component (GO): nucleus
Molecular function (GO): zinc ion binding
Source: RefSeq, a predicted model, not a curated record